This is a messenger RNA of Pantherophis guttatus, 1425 nucleotides long. RefSeq names its product nudix hydrolase 18 (gene NUDT18). Lineage: Eukaryota; Metazoa; Chordata; Lepidosauria; Squamata; Colubridae. The record is from RefSeq and is a predicted model, not a curated record. Gene Ontology annotation, molecular function: 8-oxo-GDP phosphatase activity; 8-oxo-dGDP phosphatase activity.
AUGGCUGCCAAGGCCCCCAAGUGUGCCGCACCACUGUCCUGUCCUUUUCUAAUAUUUUUUAAUCACCUUUCCAUCUGCAGGGACCUCUUGCCUUUUCCAUUGUUAUAUGCAAAUGCGAUUCUACCUGCAGUUAAGGCGGGGCAAAUCAAGUCCUCUCUUCGGAGGGAGGGAGGGGGCGGGGGCUGCCGCGCAUGCGUGGUAACGGCGGCGGGAUGGCUGCGGAGGAGCUGGGGGCGCUGCUGGGCGGGGGGGGGCUGGCCGGUGCCCUCCGUGGGCGGCUGCGACCCGGGAGCCUCGGAGCCGGCGCGCCUGCGGGGCAACGUCUGCUACGUGGUGCUGGCGGUGCUGUUCAACGAGAAGGGCGAGGUGCUGGUGGUGCAGGAGGCGAAGGCGGAGUGCUACGGGACGUGGUACCUGCCGGCCGGCCGCAUGGAGCCCCGCGAGACCGUGCUGGAGGCCGUGCGGCGGGAGGUGCAGGAGGAGACCGGGCUGCAGUGCCGGCCGCUGACGCUGCUGGCGGUGGAGGAGCGGGGGCCCAGCUGGAUCCGCUUCGUCUUCCUCGCCCGGCCCACCGGCGGGACCCUGAAGAGCGUGCAGCAGGCAGACGCCGAGUCCCUGCAGGCGCAGUGGUGGGACCGGGAGACCCCCGCCCUCCCGCUCCGCUCACCGGACAUCCUGCCCUUAAUGGACCUGGCUCUGCAGUACCGUGCCGGCCCCCGCCACCCUCCGAUCCUGCCCGUGGAGCUGCCCUGCGCGUCCGUCUGCCAGCGGUUCCUGCUCGUCUUCACAGGUGGCAACCGCUCCCUUUGGGUGCUCCUGGACACAACGGGGGGCCCCCACCUCCCCCUGGCAAUAAGCAGCCCGUCUUCCUCCAAGCCGGGCAAGAGGCUCGUGGCGGCCCUUCAGCAGCUGCUCCAGAGAUGCGUGGCCCGGCCCGAGGUGGCCGUCCGCCUCCAGGGCCUGCUUGGCCUGCAGCACCUGGGCAAGGAUCCGGGCCAAAGCGACGGCAUCUGCUUCAACGUGGUGGCCACGGUCGGGAGCGAUGGGUCCCAGCAGCAGGAGCUGGCACCGCCGACAUUGCAGGAGCCGGCUUUCAGCUGGUGGGAAGUGGAAGACGCAGCGCUGAAGAGCGAGGUGCUCCGAAGGCUCCACACCGCUUCCUUCCUCCCCAUUUACAGUUAGCGUCUCCCAGGCGAGGGCUGCGCCAGAAAUCCAAGCCACCCCGAGUUCUGGCAGGGAUAGAAACGCCCCGAGGUCACCGGACGCAGAACAGGUCUGGGAUGCCUCUUUUCCGAAGGAUGCCGUUCUACCCACCUCUGCUGAAAGCAAGACGGGCAGGGAAGGCCAAGCAGCCCUGGCAGCCUUUGGAACAUUUACAGCUAUUAACAGGCAGCUGAAUUAAUAAAAACAUCUAUUUCAUUGUGA